Messenger RNA from Cercospora beticola, 1143 nucleotides. Its product is annotated as phosphatase PAP2 family protein. The record is from RefSeq and is a predicted model, not a curated record. NCBI's taxonomy places the organism in Eukaryota, Fungi, Ascomycota, Dothideomycetes, Mycosphaerellales, Mycosphaerellaceae. Gene Ontology annotation, biological process: phospholipid metabolic process. Gene Ontology annotation, molecular function: phosphatidate phosphatase activity.
CCAGCUUCCACUUUCACCAUUCCAUCUCUUCUUAUGAUCGGUCAUGCCCGGCAGCACCUCCAGCAAAGCUGCCGCGAACCAUGAAUCCGGUCUUUGGGAGACGGCGCAGCGCUUCUGGCAGAGAAGCUACGCAGGCGACUAUCUGGGCCUGGCCAUCCUGAUCGCGGGCUUCAUCAUCCUGAAGUUGUUCGAUGCCCCCUUCCAUUCGCAGUUCAGACUCGAUGAUCCGCGUCUACAGCACCCUCAUGCCGAGGUGGAAAGAGUAGAUCUUGUCUGGCUACUGAUCUAUGGUUGCGGCAUCCCUCUUGGUGCACUUGCAGCAUGGUCCCUCAUCGCACGACCGCCUGCUCAUCAAAUCCACAUCACCUUCCUCGGCCUCUUCUCUGCCAUUCUCAUGGCUACGAUGAUCACCGAUAUUUUGAAAGAUGCGAUCGGCCGCCCUCGACCCGAUCUGAUCGCUCGCUGCAAACCAGCCGAAGGCACGCCUCGAAACGAGAUGAUCUCAGUGGAAGUGUGUACAGAAACAAAUCACCACGUGCUCCAUGAUGGGUGGCGCAGCUAUCCUAGCGGGCAUAGCAGUUUCGCCUUCUCUGGCUUGGGUUGGAUAGCACUUUUGAUGGCGAGCCAGUUGCAUGUGCUGAGGCCAAGAGCAAGUCUGAUUGUGGUGUUGGCAUGUCUACUGCCUCUGCUCGGCGCUGCUUUGAUUGCAGUGAGCAGAUUGGAAGACUACAGGCACGAUGUGUUUGACGUCGUGAGCGGGAGCAUACUCGGAUUUGCGGUAACAUAUUUCAACUGGCGGCGAUACUAUCCGAGCUUAAUGGCUGCAGAUUGUCACGAGCCAUAUUCGCCUCCAAAUGGAAAGGCUACCAAUGGAUUCCAGCGCCUCAGAGAUGAAGAGGCUGGCAUGAGUCGGCAGAGUGAGCGCUAUGUAGUGGGAGACGACUAAAGUGCUCUCUGCAUACCCUUGCUCUUAUGCCGAGAUCGAGCAUGUAGCAGAUGAUGUAGAAGCUCAAAUAGUCUUCGAGAAAUCGAUAUUUAGAUCUGUCAUGUAGCUUUGCUGUUGUGACUUGCUGCAGACCGUAGACCUUGAACCCUUGGCGCAGUGCCAUAUAGGCAGCCAUUGUAUGAUGGCACGUGUACGAG